UCUCAUUCUUUAGCUGCACUUCUUUUAUGCCUAAAGCUUUUAAUUUACUUCCUCAGACUCUCUCUCUCUCUCUCUCUCUCUCUCUCUCUCUCUCUCUCUGUCUCUCUGUCUCUGUCCCCUGAUUGGCUGCUGGCUCCUGUCUGUCACUCUUUAGUCUCACUUCUUUUAUGCCUAAAGCUGGGUUGUGAAGAAGUUUGACAUAUCUGAUCUUGUGUGUCAACAUAAAUUUUCCGUCGCUCCAGAAUUCCAACCCAACUUUCCCGACACAGCUCUGAAUUACUACUGUAGGAUUGUCAGGGUGACUCACGACAUCAGUAGUUACAUUUUUAACAUUAAAAAAUACAAUGGGAUCCAGAAUUAUUGGCCCCCUUUAUGAAAAUGAGCAAAAAUUCAUUAUUUUAUUUAUUUAUUUAUUUAAAGAAAGAAAGAAAGAAAGAAAGAACAUGCACUGCGUGAUAUUCAGAGCUAAAACAUAUGGCCAUCCUGUAUAGAUUAACUUAAGCCACGGUAGUCUUUUCACACUUUCAAAUGACAAAAUCAUCACAGUUAACAUUCACUGAACGUUUCAAGCUGCUCUGUAUUGUUCAUUUUAUAUUCUUCAGUGAACUGUUCUCUUCUGUUCAGAUUAUAUAAUUUCAUUAAGGUUCAAAUCCUGAUAUUAAAGAUGGCUGUUGCAAAACAUUGCUGGCAAAAAUUCACAUUCCUGGGAUCCACCAUCUGUUUAUUUUAUGAGAAUGCUCUUUGGCAAUGGAUGAGAAAGGGAAUGUAUAUGUUUGUAACCUUGUGUUUAUGCCAAAAGGAAACAGGAAAUGUUCCAGGCUGAAAGAAAUAUAUGAUUGAAUAAUAUACUUUAAACUGUUUUCUUUUUUUUUAAAGAAAAUUCUGUACUUUAAAAGGUGUACUUUAAAAUCAAUCAUUUUUAUGAAGGGUGCCGCUAUAUAAUGCAAUGAGAUUGUCUUAUUGGAUUUGUUACUGACUGAUAUCAUAUUUGUAAAGUGUAUAACUUACUAUAUAAGGCUUACUAUUGGGAAAAAUUGGUACUGGGUCAAUAAAACUAUACUGGACAAAUAAAUUACAUAGGAGGUUAGAAAACAACAUCUCAUUGUAGAUGAGUAAAAUGCGUAAAUUGAGAAAGGCCUCAUGCAUCACUCCAUUGUGACUCCACAGCUGCUCUUUUCUUUCCCUUUGUUUCCACUCUGAGUGGAAAAAAAAGACACUGAGUGUCUGUUGCUGGAAAGGCAGACCAUAGUCUGGGAGAAAGUGUGUGUUGUGGUCUGAGACAGGCCAGCAGUUUGGAAAGUUCUGUGCUACAGGCCCUGAAGAAAUGGGGGAGAGGGUAGUUAAUGUUUAUAUACACACAGACUGAGAAAGGAAAUGAUUAUGCCGUGAACUUUUUUCCUUCCCUUUCCUCCAACCAUGCAAUCCUUUGUGGGCUUCCAGGCCACACCACCCCUUCGCCUUGUCCACCAUCUCUCCUCCCAAAUUUUCUCUAACCGCAGCCUCCCAACUCAUGCAGCGUAAACCUGCAAGUAAUUCAUCCGGCCAUAUUUAGUCGGGGGAGGGAGUGAACUCUUGUAAUGUAAAUAAAACCGGGAAUGGAUGGAAGCUGAUGAGUUACACUGGUGUCUGUGUCUGUCAAAACUACUCAGCAGCUCCCUUGAGUUAGGUGACAUGGCACCUCUGGAGAAUGAUUAAAUCCCUCGUGCGAGCUUGUGCAGGCUUCCUGGGGUUUGUGGGGAUAAUAUCAGGGAAUACCAGAUAACCAUCGAGUUUAGUUCAGCCUGGAGAUCAAAGAACCUCAGGACCAUGAGCGAGACACAAGAAGAGGACAGCUCUGUAAUCACAGCCCAGGCCAUCAAGCUGAAGCCGAGAUCCUCAGGGGGUUCUCCAUGUGAAUCUCCGACCACAAAACAGUCUCCCCGCAACUCUCCACGCAACUCGCCACUGCUGUUCAGGAAACUCCUGAUGAAUCGCAGCAUUGUUCUCCAGAGGCGCUUCACUCUGGCCCAUACACCCAGUUUUGAUGUGGAGAAUGGACCGUCAGUGGGGCGAGCACUGGACUCUCAGGCCAGCCCGAGCUCGGGCCUGGUCCUGCAGGGCAAUUUCCCCCACAGCCAGCGACGCGAGUCUUUCUUGUACCGGUCCGAUUCAGACUUUGACAUCUCACCAAAAGCCAUGUCCCGAAAUUCCUCCACUGCUAGUGAGCUGGAAGAGGGCUUGAAACAGUGGGAAGUCAGUUGCCUGCCUCGACAUGAAGACAUGAUUGUAACACCAUUUGCACAGGUCCUGGCCAGUUUGCGAACAGUGCGGACCAACUUUGCAGCAUUGACUCAUCUGCAAGAUCGGGGAAGUUGCAAACGGCCAUCAGGCAGUAAUCCUCCCGCUGUGUGCAAGCAGGGUGUGCCAGAUGAGGCAUACCAGAAGUUGGCCAUUGAGACACUGGAAGAACUUGAUUGGUGUCUGGACCAAUUGGAGACCCUGCAGACACGUCACUCAGUCAGCGAGAUGGCCUCCAAUAAGUUUAAAAGAAUGCUGAACCGUGAACUUACCCAGCUGUCAGAGACGAGUCGCUCAGGAAACCAAGUGUCAGAGUUCAUAGCAAGCACAUUUUUAGAGAAAUCGCACGAUGUGGAGAUCCUGUCUCCACCGCCGAAGGAGAAGGAGAAGAAGCGGCGUCCCAUGUCUCAGAUCAGCGGAGUGAAGAAGUUGACGCACGGCCCGAGCUUGGCUCCCAGCCGCAUACCUCGCUUCGGGGUCAACACCGAGCACGAGAGCCUGCUGGCCAAGGAAAUCGAGGACAUCAAUCGCUGGGGCCUUGAUAUCUUUAAGAUAGCAGAGCAUUCAGGGAAUCGGCCACUGACGGUGAUAAUGUACACGAUUUUUCAGGAACGAGACCUACUGAAGUGCUUUAAGAUCCCAGCAGACACGUUCAUCACCUUCAUGAUGACCCUAGAGGGCCACUACCACACUGAUGUCGCCUAUCACAAUAACAUCCAUGCUGCUGACGUAGUGCAAUCCACACACGUUCUCCUCUCCACACCUGCUUUAGAGGACGUCUUCACUGACCUCGAAAUCAUGGCUGCUUUGUUCGCUAGUGCCAUACAUGAUGUUGAUCAUCCUGGAGUGUCAAACCAGUUCCUCAUCAACACCAACUCUGAGCUAGCUCUGAUGUACAACGAUGCAUCUGUACUGGAGAACCACCACCUGGCCGUGGGAUUUAAACUACUACAAGAGGAAAACUGUGACAUCUUCCGGAACCUGAGCAAGAAGCAGCGGCAGUCACUUCGCACGAUGGUUAUCGACAUGGUAUUAGCCACAGACAUGUCCAAACACAUGAAUUUCCUAGCAGACCUGAAGACCAUGGUUGAGACAAAGAAAGUGACCAGUCUUGGAGUAUUGUUGCUGGACAACUACUCGGACAGAAUACAGGUUCUCCAAAACAUGGUCCACUGUGCCGACCUAAGCAACCCUACAAAGCCUCUGGAGAUCUACAGGCAGUGGACAGACCGCAUCAUGGUGGAGUAUUUCACCCAGGGUGACCGGGAGCGAGACAAAGGCAUGGAGAUUAGCCCCAUGUGUGACAAACACACUGCUUCAGUGGAGAAGUCUCAGGUGGGCUUCAUUGACUACAUCGUGCACCCUCUCUGGGAGACAUGGGCUGACCUCGUCCACCCGGACGCACAAGACAUCCUGGACACUCUGGAGGACAACCGUGAGUGGUACCAGAGCAUGAUCCGCCACAGUCCCUCACCCCCGCCUGAGGAACAGGACUCGCAUGGUGCCAUUGGAGCCUCCACAAGCGAAAAGUUCCAGUUCGAGCUGACGUUGGAGGAGGAGGGGGAGUCAGACUCCGAGAGUCCGCAGGAAGCGGAGCACACCGACCCUGAGAGGUCCGUGACUCGGUGCCGCAGGACGUUGUCUCCUGACACAAUGGACAAGGAGGCUGUGAGAGAGCGAGACUAAAGAGACAAAAUGUGCAUAGCUAGGUGCAUGGCACUGCUGUCCUAAUGACAUGUCUCAGCGAUAAUUUGCUCCUAAACCUGUGAUGAACUUAAGUUUGGCUGUAGCAGACUCCUAUUGAGCGAUGUGCCCCACACCACCUAAUGAGAUAACUCCUCAUUUCACCUAUUAGGCACACAUUUCCUGUUUUUCCUGCCAGAUAAGCCUUUUAGUCCUAGCUUCUUCAGAUGCAUUUGUGUCUAGCACACAGGUGGCUGUAAUGAUCACUCACUGACUGAGGAGAGAUCUGAGGAUGGCUCGGCUUCUUCAGGGUCUAUUAACAAAGCAAGGAGAUCUUCUGAGAAAGAGAGUCUUCCUUCAAAAUGAUGUACAUGUUGUCUAUAGAGGAAAUUGUAAUAUUUAUGGGAAGCUAACAGGGUCUAGGAACUUUUUUUUUUCUUUUUUUUUUUGCACCCAUACCAUUAGUUUCAGACAAGUAGAAGUUUAGUUUACCUUUUAAAUAAUUCAUUUAGCAUUCAUUUGUGUUUUCAGUAUUUUUUUUGUCAAUUUGAACAGACAAAUUGAUCAUGACAGUCAUGUCAAGUGACAGUCAUGCCAAAUAUUAGCCUAAGAUAAAUAAUGAUGACACUAAUAACCUCAGGAUAUAAAUAACGAUUUCACUUUAAUGUAGCACGGUACCCCUGUAUAUUACCCAGUGCAUCUUUAUUAUAGACCACUAAAAACCCAUUUACACUGAUAUUCACACUUACACCUCAAUAUUCACCUUUACAUCUUUAUGUAUCAUUAAUAAUGAAUCCGAUCUUGCUGUUUUGAAACAGACCAUUCAGUGUUAAAUCGGUCGAGAUGUUAACAUUCUGCACACCUGGAUAAAGAGGUACUGCUUUGCUCUAACUCAGCAUAAAAAUAAUCAGAGGAUCGGUUUGUUUUACAUUUGUUUUGUGUGAAAAUAUCAACGGAAUGCAAAGCAUGUAAAUCCCAGUCAUGGUGCAAGGUUUUCCGAUCUGAAUCAUUUCAAUAUGGCUUCAACUAGUUUAUGUUAUAGCAAUGAGGAAUCCAAAUUGUAAAUGUAGCUUUACAAUACAGGAUAUCUGAAAGCUUUUAUAUGUAUAUUUCAAUGUUUCCAAAUGUUUCCUGUGCAAGUAGAAGUUAUGGCCUCAUUUUACUCUUUAAUGCAACUAGUAUUACAUCAAUGAUAAAUCCAUAAAUCCUGCAUGAUUUGCAUAUUAAUCUUUAUAAUUAACAUGCAAAGUCAACUUUUUUUUCUUUUUUUUUUUUUUUUUUUUAGUUGAAACGUCUUUCAUUGACAGGUUAGUCUAUUUUCACCUUGGUUCACUGUGUCCUACAUGUCCCACAACGUUUUCUGAAUGCACUACUUCAAUGCUGGAUUUCUCAUUAAUAUGAACGUGAAUGUCACUGAAAAAUGGUGAGUGACAAAAGAAGCUCUUACGUUUUUUUUUAUUCUUAGGAGAUAACAGUAAAACCUGAUCAUUAUCCCUUAGAUUUGAUGUCAUUGAAAAUUCUUUUUCCUCCUUAAACUCCACUGUAUCUGUGCUAGUUAUGUUCUCCUGUGAUGCCUGAGCAGCAGGCGUCCACUAACUUCUCAUGGGAAUAACAUAAAUACAGCAUCAACAAACCAAUUAGUGUCAGAAUCGCUAAGCACAUCACAAAUGUUUCCAUCGAAAUAUAUUUCGUGUGUUUCAGGAUGGAUUUUUCUACAACCCCAAUUCCGAAACAGUUGGGACAGUAUGGAAAAUGCAAAAAAAAAAAAUAAUAAUAAUUUGAAAAUCAAUUCACCCUGUACUAUAUUGAAAACAAAUUAUUAACACAUUAUUUGAUGUUUGACUUUGUGAAUUUAAUUUAUUUUUUUAAAUAUACACUCAUUUCAAAAACACUCCAAAAAAGUUGGGACAGUUGACUGUUUACCGUUGUGUAACAUCACCUUUUCUUUUAAUAACACUUAUUAAGCGUUUGGGCGCUCAGUGAAGACACCAAUUGGUUAAGUUUAGCAAAUGGAAUUUUCCCCCAUUCAUCCAUUAUGCGUUUCUUCAGCUGUGCAACUGUACAGGGCCUUUGUUACCUUGUUUUGCACUUCAUAAUGCGCCACACAUUCUCAAUCGGAGACAGGUAAGGACUGCAGGCAGGCCAUGCUAGCACCCGCACUCUCUGCUUAUACAACCAUGCGCUUGUAAUGCGGGCAGAAUGUGGUUUGGCGUUGUUCUGCUCUGGAUGGCAGCAUAUGUUGCUCCAAAAUGUGUACAUAUCUUUCUGCAUUAAUGGUGCCCUCACAGAUGUGCAAGUUACCCAUGCCAUGGGCACUGACACACCCACAUACCAUGACAGACACUGGCUUUUGGACCUGACGCUGAUAGCUUGGAUGGUCCUUUUCCUCUUUGGCCCAGAGAACACGACGGCUGUUUUGUCCAAAAACUAUUUGAAAUGUCGACUCGUCAGACCACAAAACACGAUUCCUCUGUGCUACUGUCCAUCUCAGAUGAGACCGAGCCCAGAGAAGUCAGUGGUGCUUCUGGACAGUGUUGAUGUAUGGCUUCUGCUUUGUGUAGUAAAGCCUUAACUUGCAUCUGUGGAUACAGCGGCGAAUGGUGUUGACUGAUAAAGGUUUACCAAAGUAUUCCUGAGCCCAUGUCAGGAUCUCCAUUACAGACUCAUGACGGUUUUUAAGACAGUGACGUCUGAGGGAUCGGAGAUCACGCACAUUCAGAAGUGGUUUUCGGUCUUGCCCUUUACGCAUAGAGACUUGACCAGAUUCCUUGAAUCUUUUAAUUAUAUCGUGCACUGUACAAGGUGAAAUGCCCAAAAUCCUACAGAUUUGUCUGUGGGGAAAGUUGCUCUCAAAGUUUUGGAUUAUUAGCUGACGCAUCUGUUGGCAGAUUGGCGAGCCUCGACCCAUCCUUGCUCUUGAAGGACUAGGCCUUACAUUUACAUUUACAUUUACAUUUACAUUUAUUCAUUUAGCAGACGCUUUUAUCCAAAGCGACUUACAAAUGAGGAAAUACAAGCAAAGCGAUAUAUCAAGCGGAGAACAAUACAAGUAGUGCUACCAUACAAGAUCUAUUUCUAGAAGAAGCAAAGUGCACAGAGUAGAGGUGUAAGUGCCAGAAUAAGGUUUUGGGGUUUUGUUGGAGCCUUUUUUGGAGGCUCCUUAUAUAUUGUGAUUAAACGAUUGCCUCACCUGUUUCACAUCACCUUCUUAUUUCAACUUGUCACAUUGCUAUUAGUCCUAAAUUGCCCCUGUCCCAGCAUUUUCAGAAUUGGGGUUGUAUUAAUGUUGCUGUUAUAAAGUUAAUGGCUACAUGAAAGAUAAACUCUCAAGUCUGGGUGCAUAAAUAUAUGUUUCAGUUUCUCAUAUAGUGUAUAUUCUGACCCCGUAUAGAAUGAACAAGUAUAGCUGAGUAGAAUAUCCAGGGGUACCCAUUUCUGAUCUUAAAUCACCACUUCCACUCACAUUUGUGUCGUAUGUAUUGAUUUGACCUAAAGUCCAGUUUUAACAUCAUUAUCUCAAACGUAUUACUGACAGCUUGCAAACUGCCACGAUUUGCUGCCUCGAUUAAGACAUGUGAGAUAUUAGCCUAUGAUAUUGAUCUGAGAGUCCUGAGGGGGGUUUUUUUUCCCUCCAGGAAUUUGAACCAGAAAUAAUUCCAGGACAUUUAAAGGGCUAGAGAUAAACCAGGAUCCAAGACAGCUGACUGAAAACCUGUCCCUGCUGUUCACUGACAUAACUUCAUUCAUGUGACUUUAACAGUGUUUUCAAUGAGGGUUUAAUCCAUAUAUUUUUGGAAUAAACUAUAGAUGACUAGACAUUAAUUUAAAAAAAAAAACAGACUUAUUAAAAUAUGUAAUUACAUUAUUAGUAGAAUUAGUGUUUUGGUGUUUUUGGUCUCUCCUGUAUUUCAUCACAUUAGGUGAAUACAGAAAUCCCACUUUUCUGUCCUAGAGGAAACACUAAAAUUCGUUCAGAUGAUUUGUGCAGUCCAUUCAAUGCAACUAAACUGCACUAACAUGUGCAGAAAUUUCACACACACAUGCACAAUUGGAGAGCACUCCAAUGCCAUAAUGAUCCAGUUUGGUGAAGUUAUAUGUACAGUAAAAAGGAGCAUACCAUUUUCAUUGUUGUUUAUGUUGUUUCAUGUCUUUUUUUAAAAAAAAUCUUUACUGAUACUGAUCUGCCACGUUUCCUCUUGAUUCCCUUUACUGGCAAAUCCUGAAAUUGCCAAACUUAUUUGUUGUGUUCAUUUGUUUGAUGGCAUUGUGUCUUUGGUCUGAAGAAUAAGAGUGUUACUUCAUGUAAAACGUGUUUUGCCACUCCUGUACCUUUUUCUGUACCUUCAUAUGCCACAUUCAAAGCCAAAAACUUCAGGUUGUUCUCUAGAACCAACAUCAAUAAAUUAACUUAAGCUGUC
Messenger RNA from Ictalurus furcatus (blue catfish), 8378 nucleotides. RefSeq names its product phosphodiesterase 4C, cAMP-specific b (gene pde4cb). The record is from RefSeq and is a predicted model, not a curated record. Gene Ontology annotation, cellular component: cytosol; nucleus; perinuclear region of cytoplasm. Gene Ontology annotation, biological process: signal transduction. NCBI's taxonomy places the organism in Eukaryota, Metazoa, Chordata, Actinopteri, Siluriformes, Ictaluridae. The transcript has 16 exons. Bases 1807 to 3963 code for a protein of 718 amino acids. Gene Ontology annotation, molecular function: 3',5'-cyclic-AMP phosphodiesterase activity.